AUGAGCACUAUACAAAGUCUCAAAAACUUCAUACGUCAUGGCAAGCAGGCCCGUCUAGUGACACCGCAUGCCGAACCCACCACCAAUGUCUCGCCCAUCCACGCCCAACACCAGCGCCAGCCCCAGAACACCUCCGCCGCCGGCAACCUCGAUGCCAUCGAAAGCAAACUCGGCAAUGGACAGGCUGCUGGCCAGAAGUCCCCCGACGGGCAGUCGCAGCACAAGCGCGCGCGGGAGGCCGAGAUUGAAAAGAUCGUCGCUGAGGAGAGACAGAUGAGUUCGCAGAUGCCCAAGUACCCGGGGCUAGAGCGCUGGGUCUUGCUUGAGAAGAUGGGUGAUGGCGCCUUUAGCAAUGUCUAUCGCGCCAAGGAUGCGACUGGCCCUUAUGAUCAGGUGGCCAUUAAGGUCGUUCGGAAAUACGAAAUGAACAGCACUCAGCGCGCAAAUAUCCUCAAAGAAGUCCAGAUCAUGCGUCAAAUCGACCACCCGAAUAUUGUCAAACUCAUCGAUUUUUCUGAGGCUCGUCAAUAUUACUACAUCGUCCUCGAAUUAUGCCCAGGGGGCGAGUUAUUCCACCAGAUCGUCCGCUUAACAUACUUUAGCGAGGAACUCAGUCGCCAUGUGAUUCUCCAAGUCGCAAAGGCGAUCGAGUAUCUACACGAGACCUCAGGUGUCGUUCAUCGCGACAUUAAACCAGAGAACCUCCUCUUCUAUCCCGUGCCCUUUAUCCCUAGCAAACACCCCAAGCCUGUCCAACCAGGCGACGAAGACAAGGUGGAUGAAGGUGAAUUCGUUCCGGGAGUUGGAUCGGGCGGUAUUGGGACAAUCAAGAUCGCCGACUUCGGUCUCUCCAAGGUCAUCUGGGACAACCAGACCAUGACACCAUGUGGUACUGUUGGGUAUACUGCUCCAGAAAUCGUCAAGGAUGAACGGUAUUCCAAGAGUGUCGACAUGUGGGCCUUGGGCUGUGUGCUCUACACUCUUCUCUGUGGUUUCCCUCCUUUCUACGAUGAGAGCAUUCAAGUCCUCACUGAAAAGGUGGCCCGCGGGCAGUACACAUUCCUGUCUCCCUGGUGGGAUGACAUCUCCAAGUCGGCCCAGGAUCUUAUCUCUCACCUCCUGACCGUCGACCCUGAAAAGCGCUACACUAUCGGAGAAUUCCUGAACCACCCUUGGAUUCGCCAGUCCAAUGAGGAAACACAGGCUGCCGCAGAUGCUCCACCCCUUGCAACCCCAAGACCACAGCAAACACCCAUGGAUCCCAUGGCAGCAGAAACACCUGCGGUCGAGCGCCCAUUGGACUUUCGCUCACCUGGUGCCAUCAACUUGCGUGAGGUAUUCGACGUUGGGUACGCUGUACGUCGGGAGGAGGAAGAGCGGAAACGUCGUAGGGAUCAUAAACAAGCAUACAAAGACCCUACUGCUCGCUUCCAGUCUGCUCUGAACCCUCUCAACGAAGCCUCUGACGAUGAGGAAGAGGAACAAGUUACAUAUCAACCUAUGGAAAACCCGCCAUUGAAGGUCCACAAGUCCUCUCAACUGGCAAAAGACAUGGCCUCCAUGGAAGUCAAGUUACGAUCGACAAACCUGGAUGCCCACGCCAACCCACCAGUAGCACAAAAGUAUCCUCGCAACAAGGGCGGGGCCGAAAAGAAGCCCGUUUCCCGGGGUCCCCGGGAGCCAUUCGAGCUCAGUCUCAACAAGGCUACAUUAUUAGAGAAGAGAGGGCAGCGCCAACAGGCUGCUUAA
Aspergillus chevalieri is the source of this 1749-nucleotide messenger RNA. RefSeq names its product serine/threonine-protein kinase. Gene Ontology annotation, cellular component: nucleus. The record is from RefSeq and is a predicted model, not a curated record. NCBI's taxonomy places the organism in Eukaryota, Fungi, Ascomycota, Eurotiomycetes, Eurotiales, Aspergillaceae. Gene Ontology annotation, molecular function: protein serine/threonine kinase activity; ATP binding. Gene Ontology annotation, biological process: protein phosphorylation; mitotic DNA damage checkpoint signaling. The coding region runs from base 1 to 1749 and encodes 582 amino acids. The transcript has 3 exons.